AUGUCCAAACGACAGCACUCCGGGCGGGAGUCUUGUUCCGUUUCACGGGGUAAUGGACUGCCCAUCGCGACGAACCCAAUCCGCCCUUACCAAGAAGAUGCUUGGGACGAAGAUGGUUACCAGUCCUUCGACGCCACUCACUAUGCCCUCAAAUCCGUCAACCACUCUAUCGAACGACGCCUGUCGAAGCUGCAAGCCAACACCACACGCCUUAAACGUGAGCUGUGGCUGCUUCAGCGACAUGUCAAGGAAUUCCGUCAUCCUCUCUUCGAAGUCUGGGAAGCCGACAUGCUCACCCGGCUGAUCGAGGUUGCAAACGCCCAUCAGAACCGAAAGCUACCGGGGGCCGUCGUGCUUGGGCAUUCAAGCUUCACAGAACGUGAGCAACUCACGCAUGCGCUCAGUAUUGCGGCGAAAGGGAUCCGUCAACCCACACUGUCGAAGCUUGGUCUCGGCGAGAAGUAUCGUCAGGCCCUGCAACGAUAUUCAGAGGUCAGUCACUGUUAUGCUCACGUUGAAUGGACUUCACCAGAACCCUCCUUAACAUCAAACCAGGUUGCUCCCUAUCGAAGCACGAGUCCUUUCCAGACAGAGUUCGCCUUUGCCAAGUGGCUGGUCGAGGAACAGGAGGACAGACCAGAGCUGUACACAUUUUGGUCCAAGCUUUUCCCUGUCUGCUACGACCGCAGCGUCCAAGAGAGUGCCUCCAUCUUCUGA
Molecule: messenger RNA, 717 nt
Organism: Penicillium nucicola
Lineage: Eukaryota; Fungi; Ascomycota; Eurotiomycetes; Eurotiales; Aspergillaceae
Exons: 2
Coding region: 1-717 (238 amino acids)
Source: RefSeq, a predicted model, not a curated record